Messenger RNA from Acaromyces ingoldii, 1798 nucleotides. Its product is annotated as FAD-binding domain-containing protein. The record is from RefSeq and is a predicted model, not a curated record. The transcript has a single exon. Bases 66 to 1667 code for a protein of 533 amino acids. NCBI's taxonomy places the organism in Eukaryota, Fungi, Basidiomycota, Exobasidiomycetes, Exobasidiales, Cryptobasidiaceae. Gene Ontology annotation, molecular function: FAD binding; oxidoreductase activity.
CCUCGUUGUCCUCCUCUUCCCGACUCUUUUUCACUCCCUGUUCGUACCGACUGACUGUUGCAUCCAUGCGCGCCUCUGCUUCGUCGCUGCUGGCGGCUGCUGUCGCCCUGCAGGGCGCCCUCGCAAUGCCCACGCCCGACUCCCUCGGGCUGUCGGCGCGAUCCUCGUAUUCGCUCGAUGCCCGCGCUGUCUCGUCGUCGCUCAAGACGUGUCUCUCCAACUCGGGCGCCUCGCUCGCCUACGCCUCUUCGGGUGAUGCAUACACCAACGAGGCCAAGGCCGAGAACACAAACUACGCCUACAAGCCUGCCGUCAUCGCCCAGCCCUCGUCGGUGAAGCAGGUGGCAGCCGUGGUCAAGUGUGUCGCGGCCGAGGGGGGCAAGACGAAAAUCUCUCCCCGCGGCGGCGGCCACGGGUACGCUGCCUAUGCACUCGGAGGCGCAGACGGCUUCGUUGUCGUUGACUCAUCGAAGCUGAACACCCUCUCGCUCGACACGAACCAAAAAACCGUGACAGUGGGCAUGGGCAUGACGCUCGGUCCCCUCGCCAAGGCCAUUGGCGACCAGGGAUACGCACUCCCACACGGCACCUGCCCCACUGUGGGCACCGCUGGACACAGCCUGGGCGGUGGCUGGGGCUACAGCUCCCGCCGCUGGGGCUGGCUCAUGGAUCACCUCGUCUCACUCAACUACGUCGAUGCAAGCGGCACUGUCCAUCACUCCGUCUCGCAAUCCUCGACGGGCCAGGAUGCCGACGUGUGGUGGGCCAUGCGAGGUGGAGGUUCCAACAACUUUGGUAUCGUCACCUCGUUCACCUUUGCCCUGGAGACGGCCCCCGCAAAGGCCGUCAACUUUGUCACGACAUACAACAGCAAUGCCGACUGUGCACAGGCCCUCCUCGCACUCCAGGACCUCGGCCUCAAGCAGGCCAACGCCGGCGGUCUCCCCGCCGAGCUCGGCGGCGAACUCCUCAUCUUUGGCGAGAACAGCGGCCAGGACGGCGCCUGCACCUUCUCGGGCCAGUACCUGGGCACCAAGACCGAUUUCCAAAAGGCGAAAAAGGUCCUCAACGAUUACCUCAAGAACAAGGGCGUCACUGCGACCUCUGCCAAGGCCGAUGAAUUCGACAGCUGGGUCGACGCUCUGACAAACCUGAUGGGCGACCUGGACCAGCCCAAGGUCUACGAGUCCUACUACGCCCAGAGCGUCAUGGACGACGGCACGCCCGGCUACACCCUCGACAGCGCCAACAAGAUCAUCAAUGCCGUCCAGGCUGCCGUCGGCGUCGAGGGCACCGGCAACUCGGUCUCCUUUGACCUCAACGGCCCCGUGUCGGCGACCAACGGCGCCAUGCCCAACGGCGACGCCGCAUUCAGCCCACACCGCAACGCCCUCUUCUUCAGCCAGAUCUACUCGUACGGAUUCCCUGGCUUUGACAAGCCCGACAGCCAGAAGGCAGCCUAUGCCAAGAUUGACGCCAUCCAGAGUGCCAUUCGCGCUGCCAAGCCAGCGGGCGCCUGGACGUCGUACGUCAACUACAUCGACCCCCGGCUCAAGAACUUUGGCCAGGAGUACUACUCCUCGAGCCUCAACCGGCUCAAGUCGAUCAAGAAGAGCCUUGACCCACAGACGAUCUUUGACUUUCCUCAGGGACUCGCACACGCCUAGCCUCCUUUAAACGCCUUUGCCUACCCUCUUCGUCUUCUUCCUCUAUCCCCCUUUUACCUUACUUUACUGCAAAACUUUGUACAACUAUAAUAAAUAAUGCCUGCAAACAAUGAACGAUUCGUCGUAUCAGC